AUGACGAGGGCAUUGUGGAAGAGCGAGAAGACGGAAAAGAUCUGCACCAAUCGCGUGCACAAUCGACAGGUGACUGAGCUGAAUGAGCCUUUCAGAUGGAGGGGGAAAUCUGUCAUCUAAGCGUGCAAGAAUGUAGUAGGUGCCAGGCGGUUUUCCUGGUGAGUCAUCAGCAGCAUCAAGCAUAAAGCCAUAGCUGAUGAGAAUGAAAAGAAGCUGGAAAAGCUGAAAGCAUAGAGGGAGAAAAUUCAGGAGUUGCUGGAGAUGGUAUGCAAAGCUGUCCUGGCCCUCCAAGAUAAGUUCUUAACCAAGAACUGCAGUGAUAUUAAAUGCAAACAUGAAGUCCUUUAUCUACAAUUGAAAGAUGAUUAUUACCACUAUUUUGGCCAAAGUGCUACAGUGGUGAAGAAAGCAAUUGUGGUGGAUGCAUCAGAGACUGCUUACAAGGACGGCUGUGAAAUGAGCAAGGAGCAGGCGCAACCCAUUCAUCCCAUCCAGUUGGGGCUAUCACUCAGCUUCUCUGUCUUCUACUAUGACAUGCCCCUGAGCUGGCCUGUCUUCUUCCAAACAAAUCUUGGGUGAUGCCAUAGUAGAGUUGGACACAUUGAGUGGGGAUUCCUCCUCAUUCAGCUCUUUUGAGAUAACCUCACUUUAGACAACUGACCAGCAGGGUGAGGAAGCCUGGGAGGGCACCAUCCAAAGAGCUCGUGGAUCCCAGCUUUCCGUCAAUUCUCGCCUCAUGGCCAUUAUUCAGUAUCCUUUGCCAUGGGUGCACUGCGCAUCUAGUGCUCAGCAUAACCAUGUUGUUGGCACAGCUGUGAGGUUGGCCAAAUGUGCUGCUGCAGGAACAUUGCUGGACUAAAUCGCUGUAUGGUUUAGCAUAGUGGCAUAUUUAUUGUGCAGAAAGAACCCCAAAAGAAAUUAUCUUAAUUUCAUUUAAUACAUAAGAGUUUCUAAAAUAAUGGAAAUUAUUGAGGAGAAUGGAUCAGAAGCAAGAUUUUUUAAAUUUCCAUUUGGAAGGAGCUGUGUCCGCUCAGCAGGUCUUCCACCGUGAACAGUGAAUAGAAAUCAAUCUAAGCAGGAGUGAAUGGAUCUUAUCCUCCACAUUUAUUGCCAUAUGUAAGAUUUUAUGAUCUGUGUUUGCCUUUUGUGUGCACAAACUUUCUGGAGUGAUACACCUUGAGGUUUUGCCUUUGAUAUACGUAUGUGGG
This is a messenger RNA of Candoia aspera, 1208 nucleotides long. RefSeq names its product tyrosine 3-monooxygenase/tryptophan 5-monooxygenase activation protein eta (gene YWHAH). Gene Ontology annotation, cellular component: cytoplasm. The record is from RefSeq and is a predicted model, not a curated record. Gene Ontology annotation, biological process: signal transduction; intracellular protein localization. NCBI's taxonomy places the organism in Eukaryota, Metazoa, Chordata, Lepidosauria, Squamata, Candoiidae.